Molecule: messenger RNA, 657 nt
Organism: Heterocephalus glaber (naked mole-rat)
Lineage: Eukaryota; Metazoa; Chordata; Mammalia; Rodentia; Bathyergidae
Gene: Bola2b
Product: bolA family member 2B
Biological process (GO): intracellular iron ion homeostasis; protein maturation
Cellular component (GO): cytosol; nucleus
Molecular function (GO): 2 iron, 2 sulfur cluster binding
Source: RefSeq, a predicted model, not a curated record
GUGUGAGGGCGGAAGUGCCUCACAGAGGCCUUAGUGAGGGUGGAAGGAGGUUCCAUAGCGGAAGUGGCUCCAGCCAAGAGGGAAACUAGAGUGCCGGUUCGGAGGUGGAUUCUGCCCCGCUGGGCUGCUGCCUUUCGGGUUGUCGCCAUGGAACUCAGCGCCACUUCCCUGCGGGAUAAGCUGCAGCGGGACCUGGAGGCGGACCACGUGGAGGUGGAGGACACGACUCUGAACCGUUGUGCGGCGAGCUUCCGAGUCCUCGUGGUGUCGGCUAAAUUCGAGGGGAAGCCACUGCUUCAGAGACACCGGCUGGUGAAUGAGUGCCUAGCAGAAGAGCUCCCGCACAUCCACGCCUUUGAGCAGAAAACCCUGACCCCAGAGCAGUGGGCCCGUGAGCGGCAGAAGUGAGGGAUGGAGGCCUGCACAGCCGUUAAAUUAAGUACCAGGGCCAGCUUUUGUGUCAGUGUGUUGUGUGUGGGAGUCGCGCUGAGGCUGACUCUAGGGCUUGGCUUCUCGCUGUUUUGUCUCAGUCCUUUGUUUUACCUUGAACAAGUUUGUCUUCCUCCUCUGGGCUGUGUGUCUCUGCUUAUAAAAUGAAAGUUCUGUCCCUAAGUCCUUUCCAGGGCCUGCCUAUUAAACCUCUCUGUGGACCCCUCA